Messenger RNA from Lachancea nothofagi CBS 11611, 447 nucleotides. Lineage: Eukaryota; Fungi; Ascomycota; Saccharomycetes; Saccharomycetales; Saccharomycetaceae. The record is from the annotation of a GenBank genome assembly.
AUGUCCAUAUCUGAUGGCGAUAUUUGGGAAUCCGACUCUGAGGAAGGUCCCUGCGCCUCUGAACGUGGGGAAAGCGUGGAGAUACGGAAGCUUCAAUCGAUCCACAACAAAAGAGGGUACUUGGACGGAAUCACGUCAGCUAAGGAGGAAAAUCUGCAGCAGGGUUUCGACCACUCGUACCACAUCGGAGCCAAUAUUGGAAGUCGCAUAGGUGUGGUGCUUGGCGGCUUGCAAAUACUUGCAUUUUUGCAUGGGGAUAACAACGAAACACUCAAAAAGGACCUCGCACAGGCUCAGCAAGACCUCAGAAUCAACAAAGUGCUCAGCAAGGAGAACUUUGAUAACAACUGCACUAUGGUGAAAACAGAAAACCCAGUAAGCUACUGGGAGGAGACUUUGGCACAGCACCAAAAAGAGUAUAUAAAAACGGGAAUUGAAGAGCCAUAG